AUGAUGCGCGCAAGAUCUGAUGCGUCUCCAAUCUUAGCCACAGGAUGGGACAAAACGUUGAAGAUGAACAAAGGGUUUGACAACACCCUUCUCCACCGAUUAUGUAGGAAUAGAGCCACCGACUAUGAAAUGCUUUUGUUCCAGAUCGCUGUUCAGAAUGAUCCACAUUUUGCAGAGACGGUGCGCCGCCUGCAGCUAGAUUGGAUUGUGGAUGAUAAACCAGCGACCUGUUUGGAACGGCUGAGAUGCGCAAACAGACGACUCAAUUCGGGGCAGAAACUGCCUCCUUGGGGUGAUCCGUUGAUAGCUGGUGAUCGGAGACCACCCCGACUUCAUCCAUGUCAAUGCAAGCUGUCUAGAGAAAGAGUUCCUUGGAAUUCAUCCAUAUACUGGGAAGGUGCUUCUGCAGAGCUGCGGAACGCGCUGGCCAAAAGAGUCGUACGUCCAAAUUCACGUGAAGCACAGAUUAUAUCUCAGAGGCCGCAAGCUAUUGAUCCUCCGCCAAGCUCAACCGUACGAAAUCGGUCUGGAGAGCUACGCGCCCUGGUCCGAGCUGCGGCAGGCUCAACUGACCGCCGGGAAAAGUGUACAAGAUUGAUGAAAGAAAGUGUAGCUGAUCAGGAUAUGUACCCUACUGAUCUCAUCCAUUUGGUAGCUACAGGAGAAGCCACGACAGAUCAAAAGCGCUUAUUUAAGUAUAACGUACUCCGCAACCCGGCAUUCCGAACCGAAAUCUACUACCAGCAAAAGACGUACAGAUUGAAUGAAGCUUUUACGGACGAGCGACGACUGCUUACCGCAUACGAACACUCUCUUAUUGACGCUACAGGUCUUGCUCGCGCUCAACGAUCUCAAGCUGGAGGAGCCUCAUCUCGAAGUGCACAUGGCCGCAGUACAGCACCUAUAGGAGGUGUAGUACCCCAAAGAACUGUUCCAGCACCUCGAGUCAACACAGCACCUACAGGAACUACAGAGCCUACAGGAAGUGCAGCUUCCCAAAGAACUUCAACAGCACCUCGAGACAUCACAACACCUGGAGAAAGUGCAGCAUUUCAGAGAAGUGUCCUAGCACCUGGAGAUAGCACACCGCAUAAAGACUAUGAAGUACCCAAAGCCAAUACAGUACCCAGAACCGGUACAGUACCCAGAGCCAGUGCAGUACCCGGAGCUUCUACAAUACCGAGAGCCAGUACGGUAGCAAGGACAGCUGUUGGACAACGUCAAGCCGAACGAGGUUCCCCAAGUCAGCCCCUCCCUUUUCCAGCAAUACCACGCCCAGUUGCAAGAAGGCUUUUCAGUCCCCAGAAAACGGAUUUUGAUGGCUUUCCAACGCGUGAGCACGUUUCCUCAUUUAGGGGAGGUCUGGGAUCACAAACACACGGGCCAGCCGAUAUCAUCGAUUUGGUGGUCGAGAACUCAGCCACCAUGGAUCAAUUAGACUUAUUCGAGAAAAGAGUCAUAGAGGACGACGAGUUUAAAGCAGGCAUAGUUGACAAGUUACGACUACUGCGCCAACAUUCGGCUAUGGACGAAGUCGACCGGCUACUUAAAGUGAUGAAACGCAUCGCAAUCCACAAUUUAUUCCAAGUCUGA
Messenger RNA from Endocarpon pusillum Z07020, 1593 nucleotides. RefSeq lists its product as uncharacterized. The record is from RefSeq and is a predicted model, not a curated record. NCBI's taxonomy places the organism in Eukaryota, Fungi, Ascomycota, Eurotiomycetes, Verrucariales, Verrucariaceae. The transcript is spliced from 2 exons. The coding region runs from base 1 to 1593 and encodes 530 amino acids.